AUUUGUCCCUAACCCACGACACAUGUCAUUUAGGCGGCUCUGAGACAAUUGACUGUUGCUUUUCACGUUGGUCUGUCGGAUCCCAGACAUGGUUCCUUAGUUUCGCUCGAACUUCGAUCCACCUCCAACUGCGACCCUCGUUUGAUACCCCAACCGUUCACACCUGGCCUUCUGGCCCCACACCUUCACCAUGCACUUCGCCAUGCCUCCGCGCAAGACGUCACGGCCGCCGCCCUACGCCGCGCGGAACAGCCAGAAUUCCUCCUUCGUACCACCCGUGCUCAGAAAUAUGCUGCGAAGCAAGCCCCGAGUAAUCGUCGGCGCUGUACUGGGCCUCCUUACCUUGCUCUGGCUCCUGGGCAUGAUAGGCGGGAGCUCCAGCUCAGUGCCUCUGACCAACAUACCCAAAGUCGCCGUUGGGAGCGGCGCACCUGUAGUAAUCGUCACAGUCCUCGACCCCAGCGCGAAUCCGGCGUGGGUACAGAAGAUUAAGGCGAACAGGGAGGAGUAUGCUAAGAAGCAUGGAUAUCUAACACACUUCCCCACACCGAACCAAUACCCCCUCAACAACGCGCCUCAAUCCUGGUCCCGCGUGCCCGCCCUCCGCCACGCAAUGACCCUCUACCCCGGGUCAACAUUCUUCUGGUACCUCGACUCCAGCGCGCUCAUCAUGUCGCCCAAUCUCGAUCUACACGCACACCUCCUCUCCCCCGCAGUAAUCGAAAAACACAUGAUCACCAAUGCGCCCGUCGUCCCGCCAGACAGCGUGAUCAAAACCUUCAGCAAUCUGAAGGGCGAGCGGAUCGACCUCGUGAUCGCGCAGGACAAGGAGGGGUUGGCGCCGAGUAGCUUCGUGGUGCGGAAUGGGGAGUGGGCCAAGUUCUUUCUGGAUGCGUGGUUCGACCCUAUCUACAGGAGCUAUAACUUCCAGAAAGCAGAGAGCCAUGCCCUGGAGCAUAUUGUCCAGUGGCACGGCACGAUCCUGGCCAAGCUAGCCAUGGUCCCGCAAUCGCUGCUCAACGCGUACGUCUCAGGCCCGAAUGCGCAGAACGGACAGUAUAAGGAGGGUGAUCUGAUUGCGAAUUUUCCGGAGUGCGACAAAGAGGGGAGAAACUGCGCGGAGGAACAGCAGCCGUUUUUUGAGGUGCUGGAGAGGAAGAAACAGGGAUAAGUAGAUGGAUGGGAAGAGUAGGGGAGAUUGAUCUGAUUGGGCGAGCGUAACAGUGUACGUGUGGUAUGAUGAGAGCACAGGAAGAGGGAAAGAGGUGUUGGAUAUGAUAUAGGCGGGAGGGAGUGGUUCCUUGGGCGAGGAUGCUGUAAGGCAUGGCGUACGGCGUUGGCGAAUACUUGCACUGCCCGUGUCUUAAGACUUUUGUAGAGGUCCGAUGUAUGAAGUGAUAGAUACGUGUACAAUGUUCAUCUAUGUUACAAUCU
Macroventuria anomochaeta is the source of this 1434-nucleotide messenger RNA. Its product is annotated as glycosyltransferase family 34 protein. Gene Ontology annotation, cellular component: mannan polymerase complex; Golgi membrane. Gene Ontology annotation, molecular function: alpha-1,6-mannosyltransferase activity. The record is from RefSeq and is a predicted model, not a curated record. NCBI's taxonomy places the organism in Eukaryota, Fungi, Ascomycota, Dothideomycetes, Pleosporales, Didymellaceae. Gene Ontology annotation, biological process: protein N-linked glycosylation. The coding region runs from base 191 to 1171 and encodes 326 amino acids. The transcript is spliced from 3 exons.